UAUAUGGUGCUGAUAAGACGUUAUAAAUGGUGUAGGGUGUAGACUGUAGUCGGACGUGGAAUUAAAUUCGAUUCACUUCGAGUAUUAUAUUGUUGCAUUCUUGAGAAUCCAAAUUAUUUUGGCAUUUCAAUUUGGACCAAAGUUAUCAGUCCCGGACGACCUGCGACUGCGUACGCAGUUCCAUGAAUUAAUACAUAUUUAUACAUAUUUGGAUCACUAAUUCGGCUGUUAUGUCUGCUUCAGCGAUUUAUAUACUGGAUGUCAAAGGUAAGGUGUUGAUAUCGAAGAACUAUCGAGGAGAUAUCGCACCUAAUGUCAUUGAAAAGUUCAUGCCACUGUUGAUGGAGAAAGAAGAAGAAGGUUCACUAACGCCUUUAUUACAAACGGAUGAGUGUACAUUUACAUAUAUAAAAUGUAACAAUCUGUAUGUUGUAUCAACGACUAAGAAAAAUGCUAAUAUUAUGCUAGUAUUUGUUUUCCUGCACAAAAUUGUACGUGUGAUGAAUGAAUAUUUCAAAGAAAUUGAAGAGGAAAGCAUACGUGAUAAUUUUGUUGUUAUUUAUGAAUUGCUCGACGAACUUUUAGAUUUUGGUUACCCACAAACAACCGAUAGCAAAAUUUUACAAGAGUAUAUCACUCAAGAUGGACACAAACUCGAAAUACAACCGAGAAUUCCAAUGGCUGUCACUAACGCUGUGUCCUGGCGUUCUGAAGGGCUUAAAUACAGGAAAAAUGAAGUGUUCUUAGAUGUGAUAGAAUCUGUAAAUUUAUUAGCUAGUGUCAAUGGUAAUGUUUUGAGAAGUGAAAUUGUGGGCUCAAUUAAAAUGAGAGUGUAUUUGUCUGGUAUGCCCGAGUUGAGAUUAGGGCUUAAUGAUAAAGUUCUUUUUGAAAGUACUGGAAGAGGUAAAUCUAAAUCCGUAGAGCUAGAAGAUGUUAAAUUUCACCAGUGUGUACGUCUCUCAAGAUUCGAAAAUGACAGAACCAUAUCAUUUAUUCCACCAGACGGCGAAUUUGAUCUUAUGACAUACCGGUUGAGUACACAUAUUAAACCUUUAAUUUGGAUUGAGAGUGUCAUUGAAAGGCAUGCCCAUAGCCGUGUUGAAUACAUAGUGAAAGCGAAAUCACAGUUCAAAAGACGCUCUACAGCUAAUAAUGUUGAGGUAGUUAUUCAAGUUCCGAUGGACGCUGACUCUCCGAAGUUUAAAACUACAGUCGGCUCAGUUAAGUACAUGCCGGAGCAAAAUGCUCUAGUGUGGUCGAUAAAGUCAUUCCCUGGAGGCAAAGAGUACUUGAUGAGGGCGCAUUUUGGUUUGCCAAGUGUCGAAUGUGAAGAAACUGAAGGAAGACCGCCCAUUCAGGUGAGAUUUGAAAUACCGUACUUUACAACUUCAGGAAUACAGGUUAGGUACUUAAAAAUUAUUGAGAAAAGCGGCUAUCAAGCAUUACCGUGGGUGCGAUAUAUUACUCAAAAUGGAGAUUAUCAAUUAAGAACUAACUAAAACCUGUAUUUUGAUGUAGUACUAAGUUAAUUCCAUUAUGAAUUAGUUUUAUAUAUUUAAAAAUAUAAUUAUAUAAAGAAUUUUUUUUUUUGCUAAUAUUAAUAAUAUGAAAUUAGUUUUAGUCUUACGAUUACAACUUAUUGUUCCGUCCUAAUUGUUGUAUUAAUCAUUUUGUCAUUUAAACUUCACGUUAAUUUUAUUUUACUAAUGUAAUUUUGAGU
This is a messenger RNA of Adelges cooleyi (spruce gall adelgid), 1720 nucleotides long. It is a transcript of the gene AP-1mu, whose product is annotated as AP-1 complex subunit mu-1. Gene Ontology annotation, biological process: intracellular protein transport; vesicle-mediated transport. The record is from RefSeq and is a predicted model, not a curated record. Gene Ontology annotation, molecular function: clathrin-cargo adaptor activity. The transcript has 2 exons. Bases 231 to 1499 code for a protein of 422 amino acids. Gene Ontology annotation, cellular component: clathrin adaptor complex; clathrin-coated vesicle. Lineage: Eukaryota; Metazoa; Arthropoda; Insecta; Hemiptera; Adelgidae.